Messenger RNA from Ictalurus punctatus (channel catfish), 4693 nucleotides. It is a transcript of the gene prrg1, whose product is annotated as proline rich Gla (G-carboxyglutamic acid) 1. The transcript has 4 exons. The record is from RefSeq and is a predicted model, not a curated record. Gene Ontology annotation, cellular component: extracellular region. Bases 302 to 904 code for a protein of 200 amino acids. Gene Ontology annotation, molecular function: calcium ion binding. NCBI's taxonomy places the organism in Eukaryota, Metazoa, Chordata, Actinopteri, Siluriformes, Ictaluridae.
GGCAUCUGGGUGGGAAAAAAAAUACACACUGGGGCGUAGUUUUGAAAAUUAGAACCUCCUCUGUGUGUGUUGGGGGGUGUUUAAAAAUGUUUGUUGAUUAGGUGUUUAGGAUGUAGAAAGAAGUUUUUACUUAUUUACUUCAAAUAACGGCGUUUUUUUUUGCUGAUUUGUUCGGUGCGCGAGCCCGCGUCGCUCGCGCGGAUGGAUUAACGGUAAAUCACUCGGUGUCAGUUAGCGGAGUUAGCGUAGCUCCACGGAGAACGUUAGCGCUUUAUAAACGGUUUGCAGAGCUGCAGGAAUCAUGGGAACGGUGUUCCUGUCAGCGGACGCGGCGCACGCCGUGCUGAAGAGGCUCCCGAGGGCCAACUUCUUCUUGGAGGAGAUGAAGCAGGGAAACAUCCAGCGCGAGUGCAGGGAGGAGAUCUGUAGCUAUGAGGAGGCCCGAGAAGCUUUCGAGAACGACGAGAAGACGCGGCGAUUCUGGGAGGAGUACCAGCGCGAGAGCAGCCCCAAACCCGGAGGACUUCAGUCCAUAGUGGGCGGAGUCAACUCGCUGUACUUAGUCUUGCCCCUGCUGCUGUUGCUGCUGCUCAUCGCCGCCGUCUCGUUCACCGCGUGGAGGUGCCACAUGCGCAAGAGAUCCCAGCGCAGCCCCGCCAUCGGCCAGAGAGACUCCGCCCUCGCCGUCGUUUCCAUGGACCAGUGGGGGCAGAGCUACCAGCCUGACCCCGCCUAUUCGGGUGACGACAUCACGCCCGGGCAGGUCAGCGUCGCGGAUCCUCCUCCGUCUUACGAAGAAGCCGUGGGUCACAUGGAUGUGCACGUGGAGACGGAGCCUCCGCCCCAGUACGAUGACAUCGUCAGAGACUCUGCAAGCAACGUCAUGAUUGGGCAGGCCAAGUGAAGCGCGCUCCAAUCCCAACGCACCCUCGCUCCCGAGGUCUACUCCACGCCAAUCGCUGCUUCUCUUAGCGCUCUUUACAACGAGAGUUUACUAAUGCCAGCAAACUGCAGGAAUCAGAACGCUAACGUUGAUCAAGUUCUAACGGUGAAGAAAAACAAAAAUGGGUUUGUUUUCCAAAUGCAAAAAAAUACCAUACACUCAGUUUUCCACAGAAUAUAUAAGAUGCAAAUUUUUACAGUCUGCUCACAGAAAAAUGUAUUAAUGUCGCGCGAUGGGCAUUUUUCUUUUCUUUUUAUUAUUAUUUUUUACAUGUUGCCAUAGUUACUGAAAUUCCUAAAUUAGUCACUUUUAUGCUGGGGGGGGUGCAUAUAUUAGAACACAUCCUAACCAGCAAAGGAAACCGUGACGAGGAGGACAAAAUGGUUUUGUUUAUCAGGAAUGAACUUGAACAGGAAGUUAAUAAGAAGUGUAAAUCUAACAGCUGCGGCACCGUGUUAUCCGAGUGAGCCGUCUCGCCGUCGUUCCUCAUCAGGGCUCACUGCCGCUGGGCCUGAAACCCUGACGUCGAGCCAAACCUCAGCUCUCGGGUGCAAACAGCCUGAGUCAUAGGAUCCGGAAAAGCAGAGGAAGCACACUUUUUUCUUUUUUUUUUCUUCUUUACACCUUAACUGUCCAAUAUUCCGGCUCAUCACAUAGUGCAACAGUAGCACCCAUAAUCCGACAGCUGUAACGCCGAGUGUGUGCACUAACACACUCCUGAUCAAUAGGAAACCAGUGUGCGAGAGUAGAGCAAGCGCUAACCUGCGCAGUGCUUUAGCCAAACUAGCAUAACGCUAGCAUUCCGCUUCAAUCGCACCAGCAAGUGACGGCUCGUUUUCUGUGAAAUUUUGCGCGUGACUGUGAAAUUAGAAUCCUACCACGUUUUAUGGAAAUCGGUUACGACGAAGACGUGAGCGACGGCGCGACGUGUCGGUUUUUUUCAAAUCCAUUUAUAGUUACGGUCUUGUGUAAAUGUGACAGUGGAAAAGCACUUUGUCAGCACCUUAAUUAACUUUAAAGCUGCUAUAAAGUAAGUGAGGAACUUAGAGGAACAGGUGCUAACUUGAUUAAAAGUAACUAUAAAUGGAUAAAAAGUAUGCGCUUUUUUUUUUUUUUUUAGAAUAAAUCUAAAAAGUAAUCGUCUGAGAAUUGCCGUGGUGUAAGAGGAAUAAAACCGUUCAGGACGCACCGUUAUAGAAACCUCUUCAUCACGCCAAGCGGGUCAUCGACGACUUUUCUCUAACAGCACGACACGUAGCGUUUUAUUCCUCCGCAACUUCUCUUCUUUCUCCCGGUCCCGAUGCGCCGGGAUCGAUCACGCUGUUACAGAGGAAAGUAACGAUUUCAGAGGUUUAACAUAGCAAGAAAACGCCAUCUUCUUUCAUUUUCUCCGUUGCGGCUGCGAGUCACGUUAAAAAAAAAAAAAAAUCGGAAUAUUCAGCCAAUCGUAACGCAGCGUCGUCUUUCAGGACGGACGUAUCGAAAGGCUGGAACGUGGAAGUCCUCUGUGGACGUUUGUAAAAAAAAAUAAAAUAAAUAACAAUAAAAAAACGACAGAUAAAAAUGAUCAGCUCUGUUCAUUUGUGUAGCCUUUUGAAAGAAGAAAUACAAUCUAAUAUCGAGAAGCGUGCUAAAAGUUACACGUGUAUCGUCUGUGAAUCGCGACGCUCGAUACGAAGGACGAAGAAAGACGGAAAAUUCGCUAUGCACUACUUUCUAUUAAGUGAAUUUGUCGAUAAUGAAACACUCUGCUGCAGGCACGUCAAGGGAAUAUAAACUCCCAGACGGUACUAACUGUCCUUUAAAACGCCAUCAUGCAGCUCACUGGGGUUUUUGUUUUUUCAUUUUUUAUUUUUUUUUUGCUUUCAUUUGGUUUAUUUUUGGAUGGAAAUGUGUUGGAUUGCAGGAUUUGACGAACACCGUUUUUAACCUCUGAGGUGAGAAUGUGUAUCUGUGUAGGACUCUUCACUAUUGUCUGUGUGGAGUGCGUGUUGUGUUGCGCUGUUGUUGUUUUGUUUUUUUUCCUUCUUCUUUUUUAAUCAGAUACACUACAAGUAUAUAUUUCUCCUGGGAAAAUGAGGAUUUACUUUUCUUUUUUUUCUUUCCCACCAGAAAGCCAUAUUUGGACACACGACAUUUCUCAAGAUGUCCAGAAGUUUACGUAGUGUUUAAAGUUAAAAGGAAUCGUUUUGGUUAUCAAAAAAAGAAAAGAAAGACAGAAACGGACACCGACGAUUCCUUUACCCCGAAACGUCGUCCGUGAGCCAAGCCACGUCCCACAAAACCUUUUCCUAAAACUGUAAAAUGAUAGCGAACGCUGUUACAUCUCUCUCCUAGAGUUUUACACCCGUCGUUAUUUUAGGAGGCGAAGGGGUCAUUUAAGACGGUGGCGUUUCUCCAUGCUGGCGUUUUUGUUUAGUUUAUUUGUUUACAGAUUCGCACCGUGACCCGUGGCUACGUUAUCCUCGUAGCUCUAGUGCCAAACUACAGAAGCAAGCGUCCCACAGUGAAUAUUCAGUAUAAAACGUGAAGGUGACGUUAGAGCUGAAAUAAUACAAUUAAUUAAUUAAAGGUAAACUCCACCCUGAUCACCAUCAUUUGACUUUUCUGAGUCUGUUUUUGUUUGUCUGCUUUUACGUGAUAGCGGUGCAGUGGGAUUAACGCCGCGUUCACGACAACCGAGAACUUUUCCCAACUUGGGAAUUAUUAAUAGCGCUGAAAAUGACAUGAAGGAGCAGUUUGAUCAAAACAUCUCGCAAUUCUCAAAGUAUCCAUCAGGUAAACGUUAAGCGAUGCUGAAUGGGAAAAGAUGAUCUUUGUUUGUUUGUUUGUUUUUUUUUUCCGUUUGUUUUGUUUUGAGGAGCUAACAGCCAAACCUGACCGUUAGCAGUUAGGUUCGAGAUCACUGAAAUGUUUUUCUCCUGUUAAACUCCGUGACAACGCACCCCUGCGACAUCAGAGCGGGACACAACCACCGGCUUCUCACGGGGAUGAGGAAAACACAACAAAUCAGCACCAGAAUCACUGAACGCAAAUAGUUGAAGAUAAACAUACUUAAUGUUUCAGGGUGGAGUUUUCCUUUAGCGUCAUGUUAACUGUGUGUGUGUGUGUGUGUGUGUGUGUGUGUUGAAACUGAUGUCCACUACCAUUUAUUAGGAAUGCACUUUGGUGCUUUUGGGGAUUUCGGGGUUUGUUGUGCUGAGAUUUGGACAUGUAGCGCCUCCUACAGGAUGAAGUGGAUAGUGGUUAGUUAAAAAUAAAAAGAUUUGAACGCUACAGUCUGAUUGAGAAAUGAAGCAUGCUUUAAAGCCUUUAUAGGAUUCUAAGUGUGUGUGUGUGUGUGUGUGUGUACACUAUAACAACGUAACAAAAUGCAAUUUUUUAUCAUUAUGCGAUGUGUGAAUGCACUUUUAUAAGAGUAACGCUUACUCAUUAUCACGUAAAAUGACUAUUAGAAAUAAUACACAACACGGCGAAGGCUGUUUCUCUCCGUCUCUCGUCUUUUUCCUCCCACGUUCUUUUACUGAACCAGUGACACUUCACUUACUGUUCUGUUCGUUUGGUGCGUGAGGAAAGUGAGGCGACACGUGACACAGCGUGACUUCAGUUAAGAGUGUGUACUGUCCUGCUUAGGCCUUAUUCAGAGAUAUUAAAAUGUGUGUGUAUAACAAUGGAGAAAAAAAUAUUUUAGUUUUGUUUUGAAAAUGAUUGCGCUUGAAUUUUUUUAAACGUAAUAAAUGGUUUUUUCGA